Molecule: messenger RNA, 961 nt
Organism: Contarinia nasturtii (swede midge)
Lineage: Eukaryota; Metazoa; Arthropoda; Insecta; Diptera; Cecidomyiidae
Gene: RpS4
Product: 40S ribosomal protein S4
Exons: 6
Coding region: 103-891 (262 amino acids)
Biological process (GO): translation
Cellular component (GO): ribosome; cytosolic small ribosomal subunit
Molecular function (GO): structural constituent of ribosome; RNA binding
Source: RefSeq, a predicted model, not a curated record
ACACAAUACAUACACACAACCAUAUUUCAAAAACACAUUGGAUUUUUUGUCAAGCUGUCAACGUGAUUUCCGGAUUCUUUCCUUUUCAAUUUAGAGUUCAAGAUGGCUCGCGGUCCAAAGAAACAUUUGAAGCGUUUAAAUGCCCCAAAAGCAUGGAUGUUGGACAAAUUGGGUGGUGUGUUUGCCCCACGUCCAUCAACCGGUCCACACAAAUUGCGUGAAUCAUUGCCACUUGUCAUCUUCCUUCGUAACCGUUUGAAGUACGCUUUGACCAACGCUGAUGUGACCAAGAUUGUCAUGCAACGUUUGAUCAAAGUUGACGGUAAAGUUCGCACUGACUCCAACUUCCCAGCUGGAUUCAUGGAUGUUAUUACCAUUGAGAAAACCGGCGAACAUUUCCGUUUGAUCUACGAUGUUAAAGGUCGUUUCACCAUUCAUCGUAUUUCAGCUGAAGAAGCCAAAUACAAGUUGUGCAAAGUCAAGAAAGUACAAUUGGGUGCUAAAAACGUUCCAUUCUUGGUAACACACGAUGGCCGUACCAUCCGUUACCCAGAUCCAAUCAUUAAGGCUAACGACACCAUCCAAUUGGACAUCGCCACCACCAAAAUCACCGACCAUAUUAAAUUCGAAUCAGGCAAUUUGUGUAUGAUUACCGGAGGUAGAAAUUUGGGUCGUGUUGGUACCGUUGUGAACCGUGAAAGACAUCCAGGUUCAUUUGACAUUGUUCACAUUAAAGAUUCGCAAGGACACGUAUUCGCCACCCGAUUGUCAAACGUUUUCAUCAUUGGCAAAGGUACAAAGGCCUACGUGUCAUUACCUAAAGGCAAAGGUAUCAAAUUGAGCAUUGCUGAAGAACGUGACAAACGUUUGGCUGCAAAGAGUGCACAUUAACAUUUUUCUUAUCUCCUCAUUACGAUGAAAAAAAAUCACUGAAUAAAGAAAAAAUGUUAUUACAAUAAAA